AUGGUUGAAACUGCAGCAUCGGAAGCUAUUGUGAACAAGGAGUUUAGAAAAGUGUAUGUAAGAGGAAGGUGUGUGGAUUUCUCUCCUGAAAUCAUAAAUAGGUUUUUGGGCAGAAGUGAAGAAAAACAAGCUGAAGUGGAAGUUUCUAACAAUGUCAUUUGCAGAGAGAUUACUGCUAAACAAGUGAAGGAAUGGCCAAGGAAAGGGAAGUUGUCAGCAAGUUACUUGAGUGUGAAGUAUGCAGUACUUCACAGAAUUGGAGCUGCUAAUUGGGUGCCAACUAAUCACACUUCCAAAAUUGCUACUAGAUUGGGUAAAUUAAUUUGUAUUGUAGGGACCAAGAAAGAAUUUCACAUUGGAUCCUAUGUCUUUGAUCAAACAAUGAAGCAUGCCCCUUCCUUUGUUGUGAAGAUGCUAAUAACUUUUCCCUCAUUAAUUUGUGGUGUUAUACUGAGUCAACACCCAAGUAUUUUUCUCAGUUAUGAUAGUGUCUGCAAAAGAGAUCCCCCUCUGUCAUUAUAUUAUAGGCUUUUUACUAGGAAACAUGUUCCAGAUAUUGUCAUGACAUAUGGUCAGAAACCUUUCAGGUCUACUACUAGAGCAGGAAUCCUUGCUGACCUAAAAGAUACCUACAAAACCUUGGAUGAAACCAUCAAAGUUUGUAUUGAGAGGAAGAGUAGCCUUGAGAUCCUGAUCAAGGCCUUAUCUGAAGAAGAAGAAAAUUUGAAAGGUGAUGAAACAAGUGAAGAAGAUGCUAAUGGAAAAGGGAUUGAUGCAAGUGAUGAUAAAGAGACAACCAACAAUGAUGAGGAGUACAGUUUUCUGGUUCUUGUGUGUUUUGUUUGUGCUUCAAGUUGUUUCUUGCAGGUUAUGCCCUGA
Lathyrus oleraceus (garden pea) is the source of this 879-nucleotide messenger RNA. RefSeq lists its product as uncharacterized. The coding region runs from base 1 to 879 and encodes 292 amino acids. Lineage: Eukaryota; Viridiplantae; Streptophyta; Magnoliopsida; Fabales; Fabaceae. The transcript is spliced from 2 exons. The record is from RefSeq and is a predicted model, not a curated record.